This is a messenger RNA of Mucor velutinosus, 2046 nucleotides long. RefSeq lists its product as uncharacterized. The transcript has 4 exons. The coding region runs from base 1 to 2046 and encodes 681 amino acids. Lineage: Eukaryota; Fungi; Mucoromycota; Mucoromycetes; Mucorales; Mucoraceae. The record is from RefSeq and is a predicted model, not a curated record.
AUGGAACCCAAGCUAACACGGCAUACGUCAACCAAUCUCGAGGAGCUGAAUGAAAAGAUUGCACAACUACUCAAAGAUCCAGCAGAAGCAUUGGAUAACUCGCCCAUCAACAUUGAUACCAUGACGCUGUCAGAGUUGAAAGAGUUUGCAGAAAAAGGUGGAUUGGGUGCCUGUGUCUCAAAAGCAGAUGUGCUGGCAACAACGCCUCAAGAGCUCAUGUACCUUCAGGGAGAACGCAUCAUUGUACUAAAGCAUAUUGAAAAUGACAUUUAUAUGGGAUAUUGUGAGGGUGUCAUUGGCAACUUUAAUGCUGAGAGUGUGCAUUUCGUCGAGUUGGAUCCCCGUGUGUUGGAAUCACUAGACGCAGAUUUAGACUUUGCGACAGAUCACUCACAGUAUAGAAAUUCAGCGAGUAGCUAUGGCACAACAGACCAUCCUUACUAUCAGCAGCAGCAGCAGCAGCAGCAGCAACAGCAACAGCAAGGAUUUACAUUUAGAGAUUCAUUACAGUCCUACUCUUCCAGCUCAGAUCAUCAUCAGCAUCAGCAACCACAUCACUCUUCUGUUGGACAGCCUCACUGGGCUUCGGGAAAGCCUAGUUUCGAGAGCUUUGGCACCAACAACUCAUCCUCCAUCUCACACUUGCCUAUUCAACAGCAAUCCACGUAUUCAGAUCAACAACUGAGCAAUGACGAUCCAUACGACACUUCAGCCUUCAACAUUAAUUAUUCAGACCAAGAAGAUGAAAAUCUACAACACUAUCCAACAGCAGCUAUGCCUCCAUUACCUAAAUCAAACACGAAAUAUGUUGCGUCGCAUGAAUCAGAUAGAAUCUCGACAGAUCAAGACGAGAGUCCAGCAGCAGAAGCAUCCUCAUCAGAAGAAGAGCAAGAACAGGAAAUACCUAUUGCAAACAUGUCUGUGGAUGAGUACGGUUUUGUUAUCAAGCCAAACCACGCCAGAUCCCGCGGGGGCUCCAUACGAUCCAACAUGACAUCCAAACUCAUCAAGGAAUACAGAGAAAACGAGCUCAAGUGGCUCUCCAUUGUCAACAAGCUGGAUGCGGGCACUGUCAAAAAGGACGCUAAAUUCAAGAAACUGGUGCGCAGUGGCAUUCCAGCCUCUGUCAGAUCAAGAGUAUGGCAGUUUCUUGCUGGCUCCAACGACUAUCGCAAGCCAAAUCAGUUCAACAUGCUAGUCCAAAAGCCCCGCACCAAGAUUUACCAUGUCAUUGAACGAGACAUAGCACGCUGCUACCCAGAUCACACGCAAUUUAUGGAUAAAAACGGGCAGGGUCAAAAGGAUUUGAGCAUGGUGCUGAAAGCGUAUUCACAGUACAACUCUCAUUUGGAGUACUGUCAAGGAAUGGGUCGCCUGGCGGGGCUGAUGUUGAUGCAGAUGACGGUAGAGGACACAUUUUGGCUGUUGGUAGCUACCAUUGAUAGAUACAUGAAUGGCUAUUUUACGCCAACGUUAUCCCAGUUGAGGAUCGAUGCGUAUAUCAUUGGACAGUUGCUCAAAGAUCACAGCCCCAAGCUGGCGCAACAUUUGGAGAGCAACGAUGUGCUGCCAAUCAUGUACAUUGCACAGUGGUUUUUAACAGCGUUUACCAUGACGCUGCCUUGGGAUUCAGUGCUGCGUGUGUGGGAUGCAUUCUACUUUGAAGGCAUCAAGGUGUUUUAUCGCGUUAGUCUUGCCAUCAUGGACAUUUGCAAGGACCAUCUGCUCAACAACUGCCCCACCAAUUCUGAACUACUGGCGUUCCUGCUCCACAUUCCUCAUGAAUACCUGCAGCCCAACACACUGCUUGAAACAGCAUUUCGCAUCAACCUGUCCAAAACCGAUAUAAAGCGCUAUGCAAAGAGAGCGGGCAAUGAAGACGCCACCACCUCUGGAUUGCCAUUUGAACAUGGCAUCAAGAACCUGCAAGUAGGCAAUGCCAACAGCACAUUUUAUGGCCAUGGCUUAGGAUUCAGAAGUUUGGGUGGUAAAAUAAGCAAAAAGAGCUCCAACGUGAAUAUUAAAGAUACCAGCUCAUUUGAAUAA